CGAAAUGGUAUCAGUCGUCCCAGGCUUAGCCAAAGCUAAACAACCCACUUUACUCUCAACACUAACCCAGCUCUUUUCAAGUGAAAACCAUCCAAACGAAAAAUGGCCAAAUUCCAAUUCGCUAUUGUCAUGCUCCUCGUAGCUUUCGCCGUUUUGGGCUGUGAAGCUCAAAGACAACACCGUGGUCGUCCAGUUCGUCUCAUCCAACGCAACCGUAAAUUGGCCCGCCAAGAAGUCGAAGAACCCAUUACUCCCUAUCCCUCGGCCGAUGAAUUGAAGCCCGAAGUGCCCUUCGAAGAAGUUGCCCCCACUGAUUUCCCCGUCGAGGAAAGUGAAGUUGCCCCCGAAGCCAGUGAGCCCAUUCCCGAUGAAGUCUAUGGUCCACCUGAGGUCUCUGUCUUGUACAACACUCCCGAUGAGGUCUAUGGCCCUCCUGAACUCGACGCCAAUGCUUUGCCCGCUGAAGUUGUCUUGGCCCGCCAAAGACAACGUCAAGCUCGUUUGGUAAAGGCCCGCCGUCAAGCCGCCUAUCGUCAAGCUAAGUUGGCUAAAUUGCGUGCCGCCAAGAAAACCACUGCCUAAGAAGAGC
Molecule: messenger RNA, 589 nt
Organism: Musca vetustissima
Lineage: Eukaryota; Metazoa; Arthropoda; Insecta; Diptera; Muscidae
Exons: 1
Coding region: 103-582 (159 amino acids)
Source: RefSeq, a predicted model, not a curated record